Messenger RNA from Cylicocyclus nassatus, 435 nucleotides. NCBI's taxonomy places the organism in Eukaryota, Metazoa, Nematoda, Chromadorea, Rhabditida, Strongylidae. The record is from the annotation of a GenBank genome assembly.
UCGACCUUUUUGCAUUGUCACCUUCUGGCAAGAAAACGAACGACCAUCAAAAGAAGUGAAGACCAGUUUACGCUGUACGUCAACCCGACUGAUCAUUGUUGCAAAAUGCUCCUGUUUUCUACUAAUUCGAGAAUUGGACAUGAACUGGUGUUUGUAAAUUACCUUGGCGAAGUAUUUGAUUUUAUUUUGUCCAAAAUUUCCAUGAAACGGAAGAAGGAUCAAGCAAACCGCCUUGACAAAUGCGAGGAGCCCGAAGAACUACUUGUAGCAAAUCUUUUCUCGUAAUUUUUUGCCUCUAUGCUCAUCUUAUUCCCAACUGUUGCUAAGUAUUCUUUGUUUGUUAUUUUGGUGUAUUAACUCAUGCAAAUAUUGCGUACGAUCUGUUGUCCUCAUUUAACUAAUAAACUAAUUGUGUAUAAAAUACUUUGCUCUAUG